CUUAAAGGUCUGGUGCCUGGUUGGAGCACGACAAUGGAGACCAAUGCUCCUCCGAAAAUGCGCUCUCCCCGUCGGCGCGCCACAUCCAAACUUCUUCAAUGUUCACAACCUGAGGCGGCUGUCAAUGGCUUCCGCAGGAAUACCCGCUUCGUCCAGAGUGCAGUCCAUUGCUGGCCAGGGACAUGAUAGGCCUCCGCCUUCCUCUACCUGUCUCACUUCUUCCCGAGUUCGCCGUCACGUCGCACACAACUACACUUGGGACCCGGAGAAUGGCAUAGUGUUUUCAAAAUGCAGAUACAGCUCUCGAGCCUCUUGCGCUCAGGGGAAACACCUACGCAAGCGAAAGAGAAUUAGUCUGAACGAGUUUGCUUCCAACAUAAAGAUGACUCUGAACACCGCAGACCAAGACAAUUUUCUUACAUUUGGGAGAGUGGGGUCUUUCUGCAGCGACAAGUCCGACAGCAUUCUACACAUUUCUUGCCCUCCCACAUGGAUGGCAUCGCCACUUUCUCUAAAACACAAGAGGGAAGCAGCAUUACACAAGUUUGAGACAACACCACCAAGCCCUGGAUCCAAGAAAGAAUGGGGAAUAAGCGAAGAGGAGGGGGAGAUAAUGGUGGAGGGGAUCACUCAUGAAGUUGCACUUCUUCACUCACGCCAUCUUCCCUAUACUGUUCGGUUCAAGCAAGCCACCGCUUCAUUAAACCCCACCAGCGUCUCCGCUUCUAACGUUGACUGCAUCCUGAUACAGUGGUCUAGGCGACCAGAUAAUCCCAUAAUGAAAGAGAAGGCGCCCUUGGAUCGAGCUCGCUUGGGCAAAGCUAUUGAUGAACAGCUAAGAUAUGAGCAGUUGUGGAAAACUAGACGACAGCUACUUCGGAACUCACGGUUGCAGGCAGUCGUUCAUUUCCCAGAUAAAAUUCGAACUCGGUGGAAUAACUCACAUCAUCAAAUCAGGAUGGUUCCGAACACAAGAAAAGGCGUUAAAACCCAAAGGACUUCAUUGAUAUCUUCUCGGCCGUCGAAGGCAACGCGCACGACAAAAAUAGAUGAGACGAGAAAAUCUUCGUCACCUUACUCGAUGCCAGCUACCCCUGCCCCACUCUGUCUGGGAUCCAGAGAUGAAAACGCGGCACAGCAACUUGCCAAUGGCGGUGUACGCUAUGCCAUCAGACGUAGUGGAACUGGUAGCAUUUUUACUAGACUUGGUGAGAUUCCCAGCCAAGGAAGGCUUAGACUUUCUCCAUCACCACGACUGAGCGCGCCUCACUCAGCACCUGUGCUGAAGGAUUCAAAAUCACUGGUAGAUUCAGAAGAAGUUGACGGGCAAGAAGUGUCCAAUAAACACGACAUUCCCAAUCAGUUAGAAGAUAAUCCCGGACAAGGAGAGCCCAAGGAGCCAGAGUUGCUUGGUCAGUUACAUUCCAUUGCAAGUAACGGAGUGACCACUUGCCCUGGAGGUGAAUGUGAGUUGCCGUUGUCCUUGACAACAAAUCUACUAAACGAAGACGUCAAUGAAUAUUCCGGUGGUGACACGAAAGUGCUUGCAAAAUCGGGAAACACUUCUAACAACGAAGGUGAACCUCACAAAGACAACACCUCUACUGGCGCAGGAUCGCAAAUAGCAUCAAUCUCUGAUAUGAAUGAAGCAUCUGAGUCUGAACAUUCGAGUGACGGAGAACAAGGCAGUAAGUUUCUAGGAGACACCGAGCCUGAGUCCGAAACCGAGGAUACCCAGGAGCAGCAUGUCCCCCUCACAUACCAGAUCCCUCCAGGUGUCCUACGCGCUGCGAUGCAGGCUUCCCCAAACAGUGAUGGAGGCUACUACCGCUACAACUUCUACCGCGGCCCAAACGAUCAGCACGUUUCCACCCACUAUUGCCAGAGCUUUCAAGUUGCUGAACGAGUUGCGAAGUACUUCGUAGGUGAAAAGGUUGUGGGCUUCGAUAUCGAGUGGAAGCCUCGGGCGACCGCGAAAGGAGGAAUCAAGGAGAAUGUAUCCUUGAUUCAACUUGCUUGCGAGGAUCGAAUUGCAUUGUUUCAUCUGGCCAUGUACAAAGGAACAACGCCCACAGAACUUGUUCCUCCAACUCUAAGGGCUAUCCUCGAAGACCCCAACAUCUGCAAGGUCGGUGUCGCUGUCAAGGGGGAUUUCAACAGACUCGAAACAUGGCUUGGUAUCAAAGCACGUGGUCAGUUCGAGCUAAGCCGGCUUCACAACCUUGUCGAAUUCCACACAACUGAACCGUCACGAGUUAACAACAAGCUGGUUUCUCUUGCUAAACAAGUUGAGCAGCACCUACAGCUACCUCUGUUUAAGGGUAAGGUCCGGGAAAGCGACUGGAGUGAGCCCGUGCGGUUGACCCGCGAGCAGAUCACGUAUGCUGCUACGGAUGCUUAUGCGGGGUUUCGCAUCUAUGAUAUUCUAGAUGCGAAACGAAUGCUGUUACGACCAACACCUCCUCGGCCAUCUUGCGUAGAGCACGAUCCACUUGUUGCCAAACGAGUCAAGGCCGUUCCCAAAGCAAUCGAUGUGCCUAAAGAAGACGAAAUGGAAGACGACGAAUAUGAAACUGCUGCUGAGGAUUUCGCUAAAGAGGAAGUGUCAUCCGAGAUCGAGUCGUCGUCGGAGUACUCGGGACAGAGUGAUGGCCCUGAUGCCGACUACGCGCUACUAACGGGAGGUAUCGAACGCCCUUUUAUUAACCCAGAUCACACCAAUGGCGCAGCUGAUAGUCACGUACCCCUAACCGGGCGUGUUGGCUGUAUUCGCCUAGCGGGGCUUGCGGGACCGGAUCCUGCAUACCCUAUGCUCCCCGAGAUACCUUCUUCCGAAGAGGGAAUCGAAUCAGAUUCGUCUUCUGUAUUUGAAACCCCUCCAAAACGCCUUGGUCGCCGCAUUACGCAAAACAUCGGUCCAGGACCACCGUCGGGCGGUCCGGACGCUGCAGCGCUAUCUAUGGAUAUAGGAACGGAGGUUAGCACGCAUCAUGAAGUGGAUCAUACAACUGAGAAACCUGAAAAGAAAACGCCUAGGAAGACGACAUCUCGUGCACGAAACCUAGGUGUCAGGCCCAUAUUUCAGCAAUUCGAAAACAGGGAAAGGACAAAUAGCAUUACCGCAAACGCAGGCAAAGACGAAAAGAAGAGGGAAACUAAACCCAUUACCGACACCGCAGUACCACAUCAACCGCAGGACUCCGCAGCCAACAACCCACCAGAGCCCUCAUCCGAAUCCCUCCCAACAUUUACACCCCUCGAACCCAUCGCAGCCUCCAAAUCCCUCGAAUACACCCUCGCCGAUACUUGGGCCUCCGAACACGUCUCUUCCACCAUUCCUUCCCCAUCUUCGUCCAUGUCUAUAUCCCCGCUGGCCCGUAUUCAUGCCACCGUGCCGCACCUCCGCGCAUAUCAUCUCUGGCACCAUCAACGUUUGCCCCUAUCUGAGAUAGCGAAGCAUCUUCGCGAUCCGCCGCUCGCGCAGUCGACGGUGAGUAGUUAUAUCUUACAAGCGGUAACGUUGGAGAGGCUGGAUUCUAGAGCAGAGGAUUUGAGGGUAUUAUUGAGGGGUCUGCCGGAUUGUUUGAGGAAGGGAAGGUUUAGGUGGCUUGUUGAAAGGGUGGGUGGCUUUGAUGAGUAAAGAUUGAUGAAUUCAGUGGUGCUGUAAGAUUCUUCGGUGAGUUGGCGGAAAUUGUUUCGACUCCUGAGAGUCACAAUUUUGGGGCUGGAAUGUUAUGAAUAAUUUAGUUUGCUUGUACAGGCAUUGGUGUGGCUGUUUGGCUAGUGGUGGAUAUGCAUACACUUGUACAGUACACAUACACUGCAUUUGAAAGGCGUUCGAGAGAUUGAAUUACUGUUAAAUCAGCAAAAGCAUUGUAGCAUGCACGACACCUAGAC
Molecule: messenger RNA, 3897 nt
Organism: Lindgomyces ingoldianus
Lineage: Eukaryota; Fungi; Ascomycota; Dothideomycetes; Pleosporales; Lindgomycetaceae
Exons: 2
Coding region: 44-3640 (1198 amino acids)
Biological process (GO): nucleobase-containing compound metabolic process
Cellular component (GO): nucleus; cytoplasm
Molecular function (GO): 3'-5' exonuclease activity; nucleic acid binding
Source: RefSeq, a predicted model, not a curated record